GCCGCAUUUCUCGUUUCAACAUAACUUUUGUUUCUGGUUGACGCAACAUAUCUUUUCGCUGCACACCCCAGAUUGUGCCUCCUUGAUUUUGGUCUUUUUUAUUAUUUUCCCCUCUCUUUUUUUUUACAUCGGAUGGUCGGCAACAUUUCUUCUCAUCGGCUUACACGGAGUCUUUCUUUGGCUUCGGUUCAUGCUGCGUCUGUUUAUUUUUUCUUUCACUCUCUCAUUGCAGACGUAAUCAUACGAGAGAAUGGCGACGGCAAGAGACAUACAUUUUCCUGCAGCCCCUAUCUCCUGCGUGAAAAAGGAAUGAGCAAAAAUGACAGCGACAGCGACGACGAUAUCGGAAGCGUCAAAUUUUCUUUUUUCUUAUACACAUUUUCUCAAAUUGAAGAGCGUCCGAUUUUGGAGGGCCCCUUGGCUACGCAUGGGUCCCUCCGAACCGGUUCCUGGGCAUACCCCCCAUCUUUCAAACGAAUUUAACUUUGGAUCACAUCACUCGGAACUACCUACAUAUUACGGACUGAAACGACAGACGCUGUCAACGUAGCUCUUGACGACUUAAAGACUUUAGGCACAUGCGAUGGAUAUACCCCGCGAGGCUGUGUGUGUGUAUGAUGUUGUGAUGAGCUUGAAUCGGCGGCGCUGCUCUUGGGGCUGCACACAGUAUUGCUUGUCGUUGAGCUAAUGCGGGUCUCGGGGUU
This is a messenger RNA of Trichoderma harzianum CBS 226.95, 704 nucleotides long. RefSeq lists its product as hypothetical. Lineage: Eukaryota; Fungi; Ascomycota; Sordariomycetes; Hypocreales; Hypocreaceae. The transcript has a single exon. The record is from RefSeq and is a predicted model, not a curated record. Bases 133 to 483 code for a protein of 116 amino acids.